Messenger RNA from Fusarium coffeatum, 2634 nucleotides. RefSeq lists its product as uncharacterized. Lineage: Eukaryota; Fungi; Ascomycota; Sordariomycetes; Hypocreales; Nectriaceae. Gene Ontology annotation, molecular function: DNA-binding transcription factor activity, RNA polymerase II-specific; DNA binding; zinc ion binding. The transcript has 3 exons. Gene Ontology annotation, biological process: DNA-templated transcription; regulation of DNA-templated transcription. The record is from RefSeq and is a predicted model, not a curated record. Bases 1 to 2634 code for a protein of 877 amino acids.
AUGCCCGGAAUCCUACCUAUGAAGGUCAUCAAGGUGGGCACUAGCUCUCAGAGCCGAAUUGCCCAAGCUUGUGAUCGUUGUAGAAGCAAAAAGAUUCGUUGUGACGGAAUUCGCCCUACAUGUUCUCAGUGCGCCAAUGUCGGUUUUGAAUGUCGGACAAGCGACAAGCUCAGCCGCCGUGCAUUCCCUCGUGGAUACACAGAAUCGUUGGAGGAACGCGUACGACAACUGGAAAGCGAAGUUCGAGAGCUCAAGGAUUUAUUAGACGAGAAGGACGAAAAGAUCGAUAUGCUUUCUAAGAUUCACGGCAACCGACCAAGUCCUUCAAUGCCCGUGAGCAGCCCUGCUAUCCCGGAAUCUCGGAAUGAAACACAGGUUGUAAAAGAGGAUACCUUCCGUGUACAAGCUGCGCCUUUAUUGCUUGGAGUUGAGAACUCUGAUUCUUACUUCAUGGGCGCAUCCAGUGGCCGCACCUUUAUCGACGCCUUCAAGCGCAAACUUCAAGAAGCCGGAAAACCUAGCACUGAUUUCCAUACAGAAGCGUUCUUGCAUAUCCAGGGGUCCCCUCCUCGCCUCUUCUCCGAUCGCUGCGUCAAUGUUUACUUCCAAGAGUGGGCACCUCUCUUUCCUAUCCUGCAUAAGCCAACAUUCCUCCACGUCUACGAGGAGUUUGUGGCCGACCCAGAGAAAGUCAAGAGUAAUCACAAGCUUGCACAGCUUAAUCUUGUCUUCAGCAUCGCCGGCCUUUCAUCAGAUAACCCUGAUCUCCCUCAACUUGCCGCAUGUGAGGAGCAAUGGCGGGCCGCGCUCGACGCUGUCCUAAUGGAGAACACCAUGAGCACUCUCCAAUGCCUUUCCCUUGCUGUUCUUUAUUGUACCAUGCGCGCCGACUAUAAGCGACUUCAACAUUACAAAGGCAUCGCCAUUGGUCUUUCUCAUCGCCUAGGCUUGCAUCAGAGCCAGAAGAGAUUCUCCUUUGGUGCUCUUACAAUCGAGACCCGUAAGAAGGUCUUCUGGACUCUUUACACCCUCGACUGCUUCUCCGCCGCUACUCUUGGCCUUCCCAAGCUCCUCAAGGAGGAAGAUAUCCAGGCUGAAUACCCAUGCGAUACUGACGAUGAGUAUGUCACUGAGAAGGGUUUCCAGCCCACCCUUCCUGGAGAAUACACUCGUUUGUCGAAUGCACUGGCCCUGUUUCGUGCAACGCGCAUUCUUGCCAAGGUGCUAGAGAAAAAUUACCCCGCCUCGAGCUCCUAUGAGAUCUCUCUCCAACAGAUGGCUUCACUAGAAAGUGAGCUGGAUGCGUGGUACCACCAUCUACCUUCUCAUUUGCGACUCACCUUCGUUCAAGAUAAGCCAUCCACGGAUGUGACUGGUAGCCGCUCGCCUCUGCUGGCUCUGGCUUACUACUACAUUCGCACCCUCAUUUACCGUCCCGCAGUUGGCUCCAACUUGGGCCCAAAGGCAGCUUCAGCUCUAGUAUCUAUUGGUUCAUCGAGCAAGCACAUCAUUCAGAUUAUCCAACUCCUUGAAGAGCGUGGCAUGACUUUCUCUUUCUGUCUGAACAGGACUGAUCUCCUGGUCGUCUGUGGAAUGACGCUUCUCUAUCACUCAAUCGAUCUCAAACAAGACAGCAAGAUCAUGCGCGAUGACGAACGCUUGGUAAAUGCCGUGAUUCGCAUCCUGGAUAAGACCGAUGCUUCUGGGUCGUUCGAUUUCAAGCGUGUGGCUAGCAUGCUUGUCACAGUUGACGAAUCCGCUGGCUCGCCAAUGCAGACUUCACGUGAGAUGUCGAUGGCCCCCGCGCCAGUUUCCAACCGAGGAUCGCCACCAACCGGGGGAGUAUCCAAGUCCAAGAAGAAGAGAAACACAGCCUAUCCCUUUGGUCAACUCGCCGCGGCUGCAUCCAGUGAGAGUAACCUUAUCGAUCACCAGGAGAGGUUGCGCCGCAUGACAAUGCCAUGCGAAGCCGACUCUCGACCUGAUAGUUACCGUGCCCGGGCUCGUCAGUCAUUUGAUAAUCUCCAUGCCGAGGCCCCUGUGGCUCAGCGAGGUCAUCGUAUGUCUACAUCGCCUAGACCUGAGCGCAAGGCUUCCCCUCUGUCCCGCAAUCUUGACUUUAUGCCCUUCGCCCACAGCUCACAGUCGCCCCAACCGCUUUCACCCAAUCAAGCUCGUGCACACUCUCAUUCUGGAGCGACACCCCAGGCGAAUCACCUGAUGAUGAAUUCUCCUAUGGCUGCCGCUAAAAUGAGCGGGGUUUCGACUACUGAAUGGGAGACUCUUCUGGGGUCAUUGGAUGGUGGCAUGAACAAUGUCUACGACGCCAUUUACGGUGGACAGGGACUUGUGAACGAGAGUGCGAUCGCUGUAAGCAACUGCGGCGACUGGCCUCCGGAUAACUGGGACCUUGCUGGCUUUAGUAUCACCGAGUUUGGAAGCAACCCACAGCCUCCUCAAAGUGUUCUCAGCAUGAGCGAUGAGAGCCUUAGCUCGGGCGAAGAAGUCGGACCUUCAGAACUCGGAUUAAGUGUCGACAGCGUCGACUACCGCAACCACAUGGUGUCACAGCAGCACAAUCACGAGGCAUAUGUGAUUUCCGAUCGGAUGGACACAUUUCCUAUUUUGCAAUAG